Messenger RNA from Hyaloscypha bicolor E, 3155 nucleotides. RefSeq names its product glutathione degradosome. Gene Ontology annotation, biological process: glutathione catabolic process; proteolysis. NCBI's taxonomy places the organism in Eukaryota, Fungi, Ascomycota, Leotiomycetes, Helotiales, Hyaloscyphaceae. Gene Ontology annotation, molecular function: peptidase activity; protein binding. Bases 24 to 2879 code for a protein of 951 amino acids. The record is from RefSeq and is a predicted model, not a curated record. The transcript has 3 exons.
CUGAACUCAAACCACUUGCAUCAAUGGCAUCCAUUUUCGCAGCUCGAGAAGCUUCCUAUUCGCAGAACCUUGCAACUCCUCUUGCUGACAGGCCUGCAGCCGACGCCAGCGACGAUGAGACCUACGAGAUUACGGAUCGAACUGUGGACGAGAGCACGACGCGAUUGAACGAGAAGCCCGAGCUGCUGCACCACCUCCAGAAUGAUUCCUCGAUUCUCACGCUUGCGGUUGGAGACAAACUGCUGUAUGCUGGCACACAAGAUGGGGAGAUUGUAGUUUGGUCGUUGGCUUCGUUUGAGCUGGUUCAGCGGAUACAAGCACACACUCGCGCGGUGCUGUCUCUCUUCCUGUCGGCGGAUGGGAAGCUCCUAUUCUCCAGCGCGGGAGAUGCCAUUGUCAACGCAUGGUGCCCGACCACUUUGAAGCGACUUUACCAUGUCUAUAGCACAUACGAUGUCGGUGACGUCUUCAGUGUUGCAUAUUCAGCGCAGUUCGAAACGGUGUAUCUUGGGGCACAAAAUACAAGCAUACAAUGGUGCAGUUUAAAGGACCAGACUGCGAGACGAACUCCAAAUCCAGAAAACCAUCCUGAUCGCCGAAAUCACCGAUUCUUUGACUCCCUCGACCGUGGAGGGUCUUCUACCCCGAGACCACAAACAACUCGAACUGGCAACCAUGAAGGGGAGGUUCUCGAGAUUGACAAGGCUCAUAUGAUGCAUUAUGCACAUUUUGGAUAUGUGUACUGUAUGCUUAUGGUACAUGGUGUAACCCGGCUGGUGGAUUCAGAUGAGGAAUUUUUGAUUUCCGGUGGAGGGGAUGGUACAAUCAAGAUUUGGAAAUUGUUCCAUGAUCAGAGUCAAGGAAUUAAGGAGGUUGCUUGUCUUGGGGAGGACGACGCUGAAUCGGUGUUGUCUUUGGCCAUUGACGGCUCCUUCUUGUACAGCAGCAAACUUGAAGGAGUCAUCGAAUUGUGGGAUCUGGAUACCAAACAAAAGCUUCGUGUCAUCAAGGCACACAAGGGAGAUGUCACGACUUUGCAGAUGGGCUGGGGAUUUCUUUGGAGCGCUGGGUCUACUGGUUUCGCGAGAAAAUACAGCACAGUACAAUAUGGAAAAUAUCAAGAUAGGACCUCGUUCAGCCAAAAGUAUCAAUGCGUCAAUCGAUGGAGAGCACACGAAGGGCGGAUCCUGGCUUCUGCAGUCACUACAUACAACGACCAGCAAUUAUACGUCACUGGAGCCAAUGAUAAUUCCGUCUCCAUAUGGAAUAUCACUGGCUGCAAUUCGGGAACUUAUGAUAGGACGCAGAUGUCUGAUAGCCAGUUGAUAAAGUCGCUUUAUGAGUUUGUCUCGUUUAAGACCAUAUCUUCGAGACCAGAUCAUGCUGAGGACUGCCGACGUGGGGCCACUUUCCUCCGAACUCUGUUCAAGAAACAUGGAGCACAAACUGAGAUGCUGAAUACGGACAAUCAUCACAACCCUGUUGUUUACGCUAAGUUUAAAGGCAACUCGACAACUUCCGGCAAGCGAAAGAAGAUUUUGUUCUAUGGUCACUAUGAUGUAGUUCCUGCUGAUAACAAGCAAAACAAAUGGAUCGUUGACCCUUUUGAAAUGAAAGGUGUAAACGGGUAUCUGUACGGCCGUGGUGUGACGGAUAACAAGGGACCAAUUAUGGCUGCUUUGUAUGGUGUGGUGGAUCUCGUACACGAAAAGGAGCUGGAGUCUGAUAUCAUGUUUCUCAUCGAAGGAGAGGAAGAGUCCGGAUCUCGAGGCUUCAAAGAUGCUGUUCGACGGCACAAGGACCUGAUUGGUGACAUCGAUUAUAUAAUCCUUGCGAAUAGUUAUUGGCUGGAUGACGAUGUACCGUGCUUGACUUACGGACUUCGAGGUGUACUUCACGCCACCGUGAAGGUCGACAGCAAUCAUCCUGACGUGCAUAGUGGAGUUGACGGAAGCUUCAUGAUGGACGAGCCGCUCUCUGACCUGACUUCGGUCCUGGCCAAGCUCAAGGGUCUACACAACCGCAUUCAAAUACCCGGCUUCUAUGACAAUAUUUUGCCACUGACUCCUGUCGAAGAAGCCCGCUACGAUGACAUUGUGGAAACCUUGAUUCGACGAAGCCCUGAAAAUGGACCACCCGAAAGAUUGAAAGCUUCCCUGAUGGCACGAUGGCGAGAGCCGAAUUUGACAAUCCAUCGCUACAAAGUCUCCGGUCCAGACGGCUCCCUCGUCUCAGCUCACGCUAGUGCAUCGAUAUCCCUCCGUCUCGUACCAAACCAAGAAGUCGACGACGUAAUCAAACAACUCACCAGUUUCCUAAAAGACGCCUUUGCCCAACUCGACACGCACAACCACCUUACAAUCACAAUUGACAACCAAGCGGACGCCUGGCUCGGCGAUCCAGACAACGAGAUCUUCCAGACACUCGAGAAAGCAAUCAUGGACGUCUGGGGCCCCAUCGGCGAGACUCGUCGCUCCAGCGUUCCUGGACCAAAACAAGUUAAGAAACCUGCUACCCCAACAAUGAGCCCAAGUCUUAAGCCUACUCCUGCUACUACAACUACUCUCACAAACGGGAGCGAUCAUACGUCUCUUGCUGCUACGCCGCUUGAGAUGCUGUCUGAUUCUCCCGAAAAUUCGUCGCCGGUUGAUGGCACGAAUGGCGCGAGAAGAGGGCGGAAACCGCUGUAUAUUAGGGAGGGGGGAUCGAUUCCUAGUAUCCGGUUCUUGGAGAAGGAGUUUGAUGCUCCGGCUGCGCAUCUGCCAUGUGGACAAGCGAGCGAUAGCGCGCAUUUGGAUAAUGAGAGACUGAGGCUGAGUAAUUUGUAUAAGAGUCGUGAGAUCUUUAGGAGGGUGUUUAGGGAGUUGCCGAGGAAGUAGGAGUGGUGUGGGAAGGGGAGGGAGUGAGCUAUUUUCGAGGCUUUAGCGUGGCGUUUGAGAGAUGAUAUCCGGGACAUUAAAAAAGCUGCUUGGAGAUGAUUCUCUUCAUAGGGGGAGUUUAGAUUGGCGGAUUGUAUGAUAGAAAAGCUUGCAUGGGAAAUCAAAAGUUUAGAAGGUAGUUGGGAGUCCAACCAUUCUGUCUGCAUCGCAACCAGCCUAAUGUCUUUGCUUUUAAGUAUUUAUUGCUUGCUCUCAAAAAUCAAUCUGUUUGCUUCC